AUGUCAUCUCACCAGACAUGUUCGAACUAUUCAAGAGGAAACUCAUCCCACAUCGUCUAUCCUCUCACACCACCUCAAACACCCGAAUCACAAGCCUAUCAAUCACCGACCACGACUCCAGUCCAACAUGAGAAUACAAAAUACGAUGGAGAUUCAGUUCCACCUCUAUUGACAUCUGCCAUUCCGGACUUCGACUUAAAUUCCAUACCAGAGGAAGUAACUGAAGAUGAACACGCUCAAGAUGAAAUCCCAGACAAGUAUGUAUGGAGAAAAGGGAUGAACGAGGCGGAGAAGGAUGAGAGGGAGGCGUGGCUGUGUGAGAAAAGGGGUAGGAAAGGGCUUAGGAUUGUCAUUGUUACGGAAAACUUUCUACCUAAAGUGGACGGAGUAACUCGCACACUGUCAAGGCUCCUCGAACACCUGCAAUCGCAAGGCCACGAAUGUAUACUCCUCGGUCCCGCAUCCACUUUAUCGUCCUACGCUUCUCAUCCACUUGUAGGCACCUUGGGUAUUCCCCUAGUGGUAUACCCAGGUUUAAAGUUGAACUUCCUUCGACCGAAAUUCCUAAGUAUCAUAAGGGAUUGGGAGCCCGACGUGGUGCAUUUCGUAGAUCCGAUAUGGCUCGGUGCCCAGACGAUAUUGGCUAUGGAAUUGGGCUGGGCAGGUGAUAAGUGGUUAUCCCAAGAAAGUGAAUCACCAACGAUGGGUAAAGGGCUGGGUGGAGCGGUGGUAGCUAGUUAUCAUACUAACUUAGCAACCUAUGCGACCCUCUUCGGCCUCUCCUUCCUUACUCCGAUAAUCUGGGCAUUUCAAUCUUCCCUUUACUCCAAAUUACUACUCACCCUAUGUCCAAGUCCCAGUACAAAGUCGAUGCUGGAAUCUCAGUCGUUCAAUGGGGUAAGGCUCUGGCCAAGAGGUGUCGAUCUGAGUCAAUUCGGACCUCACAAUCGCGAUGAAGCACUCAGAGCCAGUUGGGGUAUAACUAUGCCUGAGAACAAGUGGAAGAUACUCCUAGAAGACACGAAGUAUGAUAUGGAAAAACAAGGAAUGAUGACUCCUCCUUUGACCCCCUGGAAUGGUCCUGUCGAUGGUGCGUCCAUCUCACAUGGAGGUGAUGAGGAUAGAGUGGUCUUACUGUAUGUCGGCAGAAUAUCAUGGGAGAAGAAUCUCCAACUUGUCCUCUCAGCCUACUCACUCCUAGCUCAAUUUCUACCUGAAGGCUCGUUGUUGCCUAAAUUAGUAUUCGUAGGUGACGGUCCAGCCAGAUCCGACCUCGAAGCGAGAUGUUCUGCCGAGAAGAACUGGGACGUGACCUUCAUGGGUCAUAGACAAGGUGAAGAGUUGGCGAAAUGUUAUGCCUCGGCGGAUAUUUUCGUGUUUCCCAGUUUCACAGAGACAUUCGGUCAAGUUGUCUUAGAAGCUUUGGCAUCUGGAUUGCCGGUGGUGGGACUAGAUGCAGAAGGUACUCGAGACCUCGUCACCCACGAUCAAACCGGAUUACUACUCUCUGUACCAACUAAGGAAACAACCUGGCCUCAAGCUUGUAAAUCCGACUCGUCCUACUUCCAAGAACUCUCCUCCACCUAUGCAGAGAUAAUUUCGACAUUGGUGGUGGAUCACAAGAGAAGGAGAGAGAUGGGUAGAAGAGGUUCAACUGAAGGGAUAAAGGGAUAUACAUGGUGGGAUGCCAUGGAGGCCUGCGUAGACGGGUAUAGAGAAUCCAUGAGGAUAUCCCGAUCGAAACGAAACGUCCAGAUUAUACCCCACUCACCGGCUGAAGAAUUCAUCAUUAUACCGUCAUCUCUACCUAAACAGCGAAGGGGAUUGUCAUUAGUGAACAGAGUGGUAAGCCGAAGAUUGGCCUACAAGCAGCCUAGAGCACCUAUCAGGGGAGGAAGAGGCAGGGUGAGGUGGAUGUUAUCGAAAAAGGACGAAGGAGGUUGGAUGAGUAUUAGAACACUAGUCAAGAUAAUCAUGACCAUCUGUCUGUUCUACGCUAUUUGGAGUCAUCACAGCUCUCAAAUCACCUCUGACUCUAUCCUCGAACCUGGAAAAUUGUGA
Messenger RNA from Kwoniella botswanensis, 2061 nucleotides. RefSeq lists its product as uncharacterized. The record is from RefSeq and is a predicted model, not a curated record. Gene Ontology annotation, molecular function: glycosyltransferase activity. The transcript has 8 exons. NCBI's taxonomy places the organism in Eukaryota, Fungi, Basidiomycota, Tremellomycetes, Tremellales, Cryptococcaceae. Bases 1 to 2061 code for a protein of 686 amino acids.